AUGAGGUUGAAGAACAUCACGAUAGUAAAUGCCUAUGAUCCAACAGAGAUUACCGACGAAGAAACCAAAGAUCGAACAAAUCCUUCAGUACGAUGUCAAGAAAUAUCCUUAGUCAACUGCCCAUCCAUCCCAGACGUUGCUGGCUCCACAGACUUAAAAAUAGGAAAAAUGAAAAAUUUAUCACAAAGCCAAUUUGUGCUCUUAUUAUUAAGUCUAUUAUAUGGUGUCCGAGCUUCAGAGCCUAACACAUACACGGACGAGAGCAUUCUUGAAGAUGCAAGAUUGGACACUUUUUCUAUAAUCAAAAAACACGGAUAUCCAAGUGAGAUACACAGAACCUUCUCCGAUGAUAACUACAUCCUAGAGAUGCACAGGAUACCACACAGCGUUGUGAACACCCACGAGGGUCGGAGGCCGGUGGUGUUCCUGAUGCAUGGCCUACUAUCGUCGUCCGCCGAGUGGGUCAUGAUGGGUCCUGAGAAAGGAUUUGCUUACAUUCUCUCCGAGGCCGGCUACGAUGUUUGGAUGGGCAACGCACGUGGCAACACCUACUCCCGGAGUCAUGUAUUCCUGCACCCGUCCUCUUCCUCCUUCUGGAAAUUCAGCUGGCACGAGAUCGGAUACUACGACUUACCUGCCAUGAUCGACUACAUCAUCAAAGAAACCGGUGUCCCAAAAAUCCACUUCAUUGGAUUCUCUCAAGGGACCACUGCUUUUUGGGUCAUGACUUCAACCAGACCAGAAUACAAUGAAAAAAUCGUGGCUAUGCAAGCACUCGCCCCUGUCGCCUUCUUAUCAAAAGUUAGAAGUCCUCUUGUGAAGGCCAUUGCCCCAUUCACAAACUCGUUGGAAGUAGUUUUUAAGAUCUUGGGUAGGAACGAGUUUCUUACUAAUGGCAAAAUAAAUGAGAUGGCAGGGCAAUCCUAUUGCGUUGAAGAAGCUAUUACGCAAGCUCUUUGCACUAAUCUUUUGUUCCUGUUAUGUGGUUACAACAGCGAGCAGCUCAAUUCAACGAUGGUUCCCGUUAUAGUGGGUCACACCCCUGCUGGAGCAUCCACCAAACAAAUCGUUCACUUCGGUCAAAUUUACAAUGGACACAAAUUCAGGCAAUUCGAUUACGGAUUGAUGAAAAACAAAAUGACUUAUGGGACAUUCAAGCCUCCAACUUACAAUUUGACUGCGAUCCGUACGCCGAUAUUCCUGCACUACUCCGACAACGAUUGGUUGGCGACACCAGAAGAUGUUGACAGAUUGUCUAAAGAAAUCAAGACUGUCAUCGGUAAACACAGAGUACCUAUGGCCAAGUUUAAUCAUGUAGAUUUUGUUUUCGCUAUUGACGUAAAGAAACUUUUGUACAACCGCGUGGUGAAUAUUAUGGCGCAAUUCAAUAAACAGUCAUAGUUAAGAAUAAUAUGUAUAUAUAUAAUAUGUUUAAUAAAUAGUGUUAAUUACAAUGAACAAUACUAUAAACUACAAAAAUUGUUGUCACUUAUUUACUUUUCAUUACAAACAAAUAAACUUCAAUCCUUUAAAGAUUCGCAAUAUUAGAUUUGCUACUAUCCGUAUUAGUGUAGAAUGUAGAACAAGAUGGAGCAGACGUGCUACUGUUGAGUCUGCAAAAGGUAGCUUCAAUAUCAUGAUCUACGUCAUGGUGUUUAUUUGCCACUAUUUUAAUUUCCCGCUUCACUAUUUCUCCGAAAGUAUUACGAACUGAAAAGCAAUUUAAAGAUGAAAUAUUUAAAUAUGACAAAACCACACAACAUUUGUAACGAAAAUUUGCGAAACAUGACGAAAAUUUUGUACUAUCGUGCUAUUCAGUAAGAACAAACUCACUUUUCACCGCGGAAUCCGCGUAUAAUUUGAUAUUAGAAUAGAAAUUUCGAAUCCCAAGGCAGGUUUUGCGGUGAAAAGUGAGUUUAUUCUUAUAGAAUUGCAGGGCUUAACUCUUUCUAAUACCCCAUCUGUCAACAACCACACUCUAUCCAACUCAUCAGUAUUUAUUGGUAGCUGCUUUAAAUUAAAAUUAUUGUUAAAAAAUUUGAGUUAAAAAAAUACUUUGGGGGACUACGAGCAAUAAUUUAUUACCUUUUGUUAGUAACGCUAUUGGAUUCUCUUUCUUAGAACCGGAAAAUUUAAGUUCAUCCUUAUCCAAUGGUUCAUUAGUUUUGUGCAAGAUUUGUAGAAAAGACACGUGGUUGAAAUUCUGUAAUAUCAUGAAACUUAGCUAAUACAGUUAGUUUUUAAGUUGUUAAUACAUUAUGUAUUUACAUUAUAUACAUAUAUAGAAUUAAAUAAAAUGUUCAAAGAAUAUAAUUACCUCGUUUUUACAAUUUUUCAUUGUUAUAAACAUUUCCGAAUCGGUAUUGGUAAAAUCGUUUCCUUUUGUAUCAUCUUUGAUGCAACUCUCAAAGGGUUUAGGGACCAUAGCAGAUAAAUCGCAAUAAGAUAAAGCAUCCACAAAAGCAUUUCUCUUGGGUAAAUUAAAAGUAGUCUUAUAAAAAUUUUGUAGUUCUAACUUUAAAGAGGUAUUCUCUCUUUUUAAUUUUUCGAUCUCACUCUCUUGUAUAUCGCAUUUUUGUUGUAAGCAUGCAACAUUCAGUUUGUAAGAUAAAACAUCAUCAUUGUUCUUGUCCAAAUCGCAAUUGCAAGCUGCAUCAGCUGUUUUUACUCUGACUGAUAUACACCGAUGUAUCUUACGAGAUGGCCUUCGACAGUUUUUAGAGAAACUACUUCCGGAUUUACCAGCAUCGCUCAGUUUAGAUCUUUGAGACAUGAAAGAAUGAGUAGGACUUUUAACUUGAUUUAAAGGUUCCUUCAAUGUCGUUCUAGUUGGUCUAGGAAUACGAGUUGUGUUCUCUUUUAUUAAUGGAGUUUGUUUCCAAAAACUGCUAUUACUCCUAUUUAAGUUUUUACCCAUCAAAGGAGUAAUACUUUUCACAAACAAAGCCUGUUGAACAAUUUCUCUUUCCCAUAAUUUGGCAACUGAUUUCACGCUUCUAGUGUUGUCACUUUGAAUGGACUCAAAUUCAUCGUUUUUGGAAAUAUUAAUGCCAAAUACUUUCUCAAUCAAGAUUUUCCAAAACAUUUUGAUGCUUUUUAAGAUGUCUAGACAUUUAUCACACGGCCAGUGGCAAGUUUCAAGUUCUUGCU
Molecule: messenger RNA, 3150 nt
Organism: Chilo suppressalis (striped riceborer)
Lineage: Eukaryota; Metazoa; Arthropoda; Insecta; Lepidoptera; Crambidae
Source: the annotation of a GenBank genome assembly